CCCAGACCACCCUCCUCCCCUUUUGAGGAACCGUCUGCCUAAAUACAGGGAGAGCCUCCUCUUGAUCAGAAUCACUGUGUCUGGUUACUAACAGGCUGGCAGAGAAAUCAAACCCGUUUCCCCCAAAGGAUUUACUACAAAGCAAAACCUUGAGGGCAGCGAGAAAAUACCCCAAGAAAUACCCAAGGAAAGACCCAAGCCCUCAAAUACAGUCUGAGUUGGACUAACAGUACGUGAGCAGUAGACAGGCAGAGAGCCCCGUGAUUGACUGAGCUUUUGGAUCACACACACAUAUCUGCCAAGAUGUGGAAGAAGUCAAAGGUCACAGACCAGACGGCCACUGGCCAAGGAGCUGGCAUCAAGAAGAGGUCCAAGGUCCCUGGGGUCAUGAUCACGCAGUUUAUAGAGGUUCUACCAGAGGGCAAGAGCACCCCAGACUUCCUUCGCAAACCCAUCGCUCUAACCAUUCAAGAGGGUAAAUUAGCAAUUUUCAAAGCCAAUGUAUGUGGGGAUCCCAAACCAGAGGUGACUUGGGGAAGAGCUAAGGGGGAUAUGUCAGACACAGAAACAUUUCAAAAGAAAUAUGAUGAAGCUACUGGUGAAUACACUUUAGAGAUUCACAGAGUGUCUGGAGAGGAGGCAGACACUUACAAAUGCUAUGCUAUCAAUGAAUAUGGCAAGGCUAUUUGCACUGCAGCAUUGAAUGUGAUUGAGGUUGGAUUCAAGAAGAAGAAGGCCAUGGAGCAGUUAGAAGACAUAGGUUCAGUAGAUCCAGCAGAGUUCAGGAAAUUGCUUAGAAAAAGGAAGGGAGUGGACAAAGAGGAAGCUGUGAAAGAACCUGGAGAAAUCGAUGAAAGGUUCUGGGAAAUCAUCAUGAGUGCAGACAGGAAGGACUAUGAACGAAUCUGCGCUGAGUUUGGUGUCAAAGACUUCCGUGUAAUGCUGAAGAAACUCAGUGAGAAGAAAAAGGAGAGACAGGAGGAACAGGCCAAGUAUAUUGAGACCAUCAAUAACCUGAAACAUAUUGAUAUUAAAGGAGUAGGCAUUGCUUCGUUUGAGUUUGACCUUGAGCUCAAAGACCUCGCCAGUAGGAUUUUCCUCUACAAGGAUGGUGUAAUGAUUCCCUAUAGUGAUGAAGAAGAAAUGAAACACAGCUUAAAGACUGUUGGGAAGAAGUUAAUCUUCAGUGUGCGGGACCUUAAGGCAGAGGAUGCUGGGCUCUAUCAGGUGGAUGUUGAGGAGGUCAAUCUGUUCUCUACAGACUUCAAGAUUCCCACAGUGGAUUUCAUUGUCAAGAUCCAGGAGGUGAAGGCCAAAGAGAGAGAGGAUGCUAUGUUUGAGUGUGUCCUGUCACAACCCUGGCCCAGAAUCAAAUGGAUGGGCAAGAAUGCCACUCUGGAGGAGGGAGAGAAAUACACUAUAACUGUAUCAGAAGACAAGCUGAUCCACAGACUGCUAAUAAAGGACUGUAGCCAGCUGGACAAGGGUAUCUACUCUGCUGCGGCAGGAAUCAAGACAUGCAGUGCCUGGCUGAUAGUGGAAGCUGACAGCGACCCUGCUUCCCAUGGUAAAAAAAAGACCCGUAAAACAACCCAGGCUGGUGGAACAGGGUUGGAUCUGGGGAAACUGGCUCAAGAGCAGCAGGAAAAACUGGCGAAGGAAAGGCAGGAGCAGAUCGACGCUGCAAACAAGGCCAGAGCGGAGGAGGAGAGGCUUGCCCGAGAGGCACUCCUGGCACCCCCUCCUCCUGAUACUGGGGAUGGAGACAGUGGGGAAGGCGGAGACAGUGGGGAAGGCAAAGACACCGGAGAUGGAAAAAACAAUUCUAAAAGUGGAUCAAACAAAUCCAAAGAUGGUGGCAAAUCAGUUGGCAAAUCAGUUGGCGAAAUGAAAGACUCUGAAAAGGAAGGAGAUGACAAGAAGAACAAGAAAUCCACUGAUGAUUCUGACAAAGGCAAAGGAACAUCAAAUUAUGAUUUUGACCCAAACGCAAACGGGGAAGGCGAUCGAGACAGUAAGGGACGUAAGCGCCAUCCUGGUUCACUUAUACCAGACACAGUCAGUGAUGCUGAGAAGGAAAGAGAUGACAAGUACAAGAAAUCCACUGAUGUUUCGGACAAAGGCAAAGGAGCAUCAAACAAUGACAUUGACCCAAACGGGGAAGGCGAUGGAGACAGUAAGGGACGUAAGGGCCAUACUGGUCCACUUAUACCAGACACAGUCAUUGAUCCCAAUGUGAAAAGUGGGACAGGAGAAACUGAAGAGUACAUUGAUGCGGCUGGCAUGCAUUCAGUGCGCACAAGGCAAGGCCCACUGCUGAAAGACACAGUGAUUGAUCCCAAUGGGCAAAGUGGUACAGGAGAAACUGAGGAGUACACUGAUGCAUCUGGCAAGCAUUCAGAGCGCACAAGGCAAGGCCCACUGCUGAAGGACACAGUGAUUGAUCCCAAUGCUCAAAGUGGUACAGGAGAAACUGAGCAGUACACUGAUGUGUCUGGCAAGCGUUCAGAGCGCACAAGGCAAGGCCCACUGCUGAAGGACACAGUGAUUGAUCCAGGAGUUCAGUUCGUAAGCGGGUUGUCAAAUGUCCAUGCCCUCAUUGGCCAGCCUGCAGAACUGAUGUGUAAGCUGAGCAAUGAUAAUUGUGAAGGGACCUGGUACAGAAAUAGCAAGAAGUUGACAGCAGAUGAUGGACACAUAAUGUCCAGAGAUGGUGCAAACCACAAGCUGGUCAUCAACCGUUGUCAGGAGGAAGACUCUGGAAAAUACCGCUUUGAGGCAGACGGGCGUAAAACUGAGGCAAUGCUGAAUGUGGAAGACCCUCCCAGGUUUGACCCUGAUGAUCUGUCUGCGUUCUCUCAGCCGGUCAUAGUCAAAGUGGGGAAUAGCACCACUUUCAAACUGCCCUUUGUGGGCCGCGAGCCCAUGAAGAUCCAGUGGUACAGAAAAGGAGAGGAGCUCCUGGACGAUAACACCACCAAGAUAGAGAAGUCCUUCACCCAAAGCCGCCUGCUCCUCAGCAAGUGCCAGCGCAAAGACACUGGAGAGAUCAAGAUCAAGCUCAAGAACGAACAUGGUACCAUGGAGGCUAUCUCAAGACUCAUUGUCCUCGACAAACCCACUGCGCCCCAGGGCCCUGUGGAGGUCCUCGAAAGCACAGCCUCUUGUAUUCAUAUCAAAUGGAGAGCUCCAAAGGACGACGGUGGCUGCCCAGUAAUAAACUACAACCUGGAGCGCCAGCAAGUUGGCCGCAACACUUGGAAGAAGCUGGGGGACAUCCCUGGCGUGCCCGAAUACAAGGAUAACGACGUGGAACACGGCAGGAAGUAUUGCUAUCGUAUCAGGGUGGUCACCGAGGAGGGCGUCAGUGAGAUGAUGGAGACUGAUGACCUCACGGCUGGCACCUUGGCCUUUCCUAGCAGCCCUGCCCCACCAAAAGUGGCUAGUGCUUUUAACAACUGCAUCAACCUGACAUGGUCUACCCCGACCGACACUGGCGAGUCUCGCAUCCUGGGCUACAACUUGGAAAAACGCAAGAAGGGGAGUAAUCUUUGGAGUCCUGUCAACCCUACAGAUGAGCCUAUCCAAGAAAAGAAACGUGCAGUGACAGAUGUUGUAGCAGGGAACGAAUAUGAGUUCAGAGUUUAUGCUAUCAAUGUCUCUGGACUCAGCGAGCCCAGUUCCCCUUCAGAGUUUAUUUUCGCAAAAGACCCAAAGAAUCCCCCAGGGAAAGUGGAAGAUCUGAAGGUGGCAGACACAUCCUACACCGCCCUCUCCCUGUCCUGGAACAAACCCACAGAGGAAGUGGGGGUCCAGGAUGAGGCCAAAGGGUAUUUUAUAGAGGUCAGGCAGGCUGAGUGCAUAGACUGGACCCGCUGUAAUGUCACCCCCAUCAUCUUGACCACCUUCACUGUGAAAAGCCUGAAGGCCAUGGCCAUGUACUGGAUCAGGGUGAUUGCUAUCAAUGACGGAGGAGAAGGAGUGCCUCAGGAUCUGGACAACUACAUCCUGGCCAUGCCUCCACCUGUGAGACCAUGCUUCACCGAUAAUAAGAUGAAGAGUUUCAUGGUGGUGAGAGCUGGAAAUUCUGUCAGGAUCCUCUUAAACUUUGAGGCAUCCCCAUGGCCAGAAGUCACGUGGCUGAAGGACGAUGUUCCUUUGCUGAAGCGGGUCAAUAUCUCCAACUCUGAAUCGUCAUCUCAACUUCUGAUCACUUCCUCUGAGCGCUCUGAUUCAGGGAUCUACACCAUAGUGGUCAAAAAUCUAGUGGGCCAGGAGAGCUUCAGCGUGGAGGUCAGGGUUACAGAUGAUCCCAAGCCUCCAGGACCAGUAGAACUUGAGGAGAACGUCCCAGGCACUGUGACUGUGAUUUGGGAGCCAUCCCCUGAUGAGAAGCGUGACGACCACCUUCACUACUCUGUGUCUAAACGGGACUCCACCAAAGGCUCAUGGAGCACGGUGGCUGACCGGCUCUUCAACAACAAGUUCACGGCUUGUAACAUUAUGCCUGGCAGGGAGUACCACUUCAGGGUCUACGCCAAGAAUGACAUGGGCAUGUCUGCUCCGUCUGAGUCUCCCACUUGGGGAAGCGAGAGGAGGAAAGACACAUUUGUGGUAAACAUGCCAGCCUACAAAACGUGUGAUUUGCGGACCGCUCCAGCCUUCCUUGUGCCACUGAGACAGCACACAGCACCCAAAGGCUACGAGUGCUAUAUGAGCUGUGCCAUAAAGGGAAAUCCCAAGCCUCGCGUCACUUGGUACCGCAACAACAUCAGCCUCAACACUAACACCAACUACUUGAUCACGAACAUCUGUGGUGUCUGCUCCUUGCUGAUACUCCGUGUGACCCCCAAAGACUGGGGCGAGUACAACAUCCAAAUAGAAAGUGCCCUGGGGAGGGCCGAGUCCUCCACCAAACUCACAGUCAGAGAAUGAAGAAACAUUUUGCAGUGCUUCAGUAUGUAGAGGCGUUAUUAUGUAUCAAGGUGGAAAAUGUCAAUUUUGUUAUAUGAUUGAAUUAAGUUAUUUUCCAAAAUGCAUGACUGUACUGCUUGUAAGACAUGCACUGUGUUUGUUAAGGCUAGUAAGUAAAAAUGACAAGAGUGAUCGUUUUUGAUCAUUAUGUUUGAUGUGGAUAUUUCACGACCUAAAAGGACCCGAAUCGAGAUGGCAUUGACCCAUCCUGGGAGUUGGGGUUUCCUAGACUUAAAUUAAUUCUGAUCCUAAAUCACUUUAUUACCAAAACCCUCUCCAAUUUUGUUGCAAUGUUAAACAUACUAAUUUCAUGCUGAAUAAUGUUGACAUUCCGAAUAAAAACAUACUAGAAAGUGACCGAAAGUGUACACACACACACACACACACAUACAGAAAGUGUUGUGUAAAGCCUGUGGAAGGGAUGGCAAUAGACAUGAAUGCAGUGGACAGAUUACUGUAGGUCCCAUGAAAUACUAAAUAUGACCACAGAAAAUAACUGAGCUGUGCUGUCAAUUCUUUUGAGAACUCAACUAUGUCACUUGUAACAUGCAAUGCAAAUAAAGGGUUUGGCAAA
Messenger RNA from Oncorhynchus tshawytscha (Chinook salmon), 5548 nucleotides. RefSeq names its product immunoglobulin-like and fibronectin type III domain-containing protein 1. Gene Ontology annotation, molecular function: protein binding. The record is from RefSeq and is a predicted model, not a curated record. NCBI's taxonomy places the organism in Eukaryota, Metazoa, Chordata, Actinopteri, Salmoniformes, Salmonidae. The coding region runs from base 304 to 4935 and encodes 1543 amino acids. The transcript has 30 exons.